AUGAGUAGUGUUGGCGAUUUUGAAGAAAUUAUUUUGCAUGAUUUAAAACCUUAUUAUCACGUUCCCGGUGCCAUACAUAGUGAAGGAAUAACCUUCGUUAAGGAAACCGGUACACUGUUGUGGGUUGAUAUUUUUAAAGGAGAGGUUCAUAAAGUCGAAGACAUAGAACAGCCUGAAUCCAGUCAUUCUUUUUUUUCCAUUAGUAGAGCCAAUUAUGGCAAGAAUGCGUCAAUUGAGUACCCUCCCAAUCCAGAUGAAUUAAAAGAAUCCGUGGGCUGUAUAUUUCCAAUACUUGAUGGGGCUUCACAAAAUGAAAUCAAACAAGUAUUAUUUGGUAGUAAAUUUGGCAUAGGAAAAUUGGAUUUUAGCAAAAGUGAAUGGGAAUAUGUCAUUUUGUAUUCCGAAUGUCCUGAAUUGAGUACAGACAGAGCAUAUAAGUUGAGAUCUAAUGAUGGGAACGUUUCGCCAGAUGGAAAAUAUAUUUAUGUGGGGCUAAUGAGCGAUUUUCCAUUUGAUUUGGAACCUAUUGGGUGUUUGCUUCGUGUUGACCUAUUAGCUCACAAGAUAGAGCUUGUUUGGAAUUGCUUGUUAAUUCCUAACGCGAUCCACUGGGAUGAAAGUGAUCAAAAGACGAUGUACGUGACUGAUUCUUUAAACUUCACUAUUUGGAAAUGUCCUGGUGGCGACUUGCUAAAACGUGACGAGUUAAUUGACGUGAAGAACUCCAACAAUCAAUCUUUUGAGUCUCCUGAACCAGAUGGAAGUGCAAUUUGGUUUAGCAAAGACGGAAAACAUUCUGGGUUUCUGUUUAUCACUGUCUGGUCCACCAGUAAGGUUCAAAUGUUCGAUUUAACUAACGGAAAAUUGCUGAAGGAGUUCAUUUUGCCGGAGCAGACACCAAGAGUUUCAUGUUGUUGUUUUGUUGGUAAAGAUCUCUUCGUGACCACUGCCAAUGCAGAAAUCAACGAUGCUGUAAGAACCAAUACUGACAAGAAUGGUGGCUGCAUCUACAAAAUUCCAAACGUGCUAGACGGAAAUGUUCCUCUGGAAUCUACAAAGCGACAACCUCUCCACUAG
Molecule: messenger RNA, 1077 nt
Organism: Saccharomyces cerevisiae S288C
Lineage: Eukaryota; Fungi; Ascomycota; Saccharomycetes; Saccharomycetales; Saccharomycetaceae
Gene: YBR053C
Product: regucalcin
Exons: 1
Coding region: 1-1077 (358 amino acids)
Source: RefSeq, marked reviewed